Messenger RNA from Aureobasidium melanogenum CBS 110374, 1854 nucleotides. RefSeq lists its product as uncharacterized. The transcript has 2 exons. NCBI's taxonomy places the organism in Eukaryota, Fungi, Ascomycota, Dothideomycetes, Dothideales, Saccotheciaceae. The record is from RefSeq and is a predicted model, not a curated record. Gene Ontology annotation, biological process: protein folding in endoplasmic reticulum. The annotation marks the transcript as partial. Gene Ontology annotation, cellular component: cytoplasm; membrane.
AUGCAGCGAGCAUUCAGAAACGGCAGAGCACUGGCGGCGCUGCUGUUUUCACUCUGCUACCUGUGUCUCGUCGCCUCGGCACAGUCUGAAACCAACAGCAACAAGACAUCUGGCCCUGCUGUCAGCAGCAAUACCAACGCCAUCACCAGCGUCAGCUCUUCAGCACAAGAUGCACGCAACAGCGAUACACGCCAGACCACAUGUCGUACUGGCACCGUCAAUUAUAUCACUCAUUCAUUGCCUCAGCAGUGUCUGAGCCGCUCUACCCCGACCUCGAACUCGACCAGCCUCUCCCCUGCCGUUACCCUCAACUCUUCCAGUACGCACUCGAUCUCCCUGUCAAGUAGUGUCGCUCAGGAAGAGCCUCAUUCGACCUCAUCGGAGACCCAACCUUCUUCCGCGACGCAACCUGAAGCCGAAUUCGAGACAGACUCACCGCUAGACAAUGCCAACUUCUUAUCGUUCGAGGAAUGGAAGAAACAGAACUUGGCCAAGGUUGGUCAAUCGCCUGAUCAUGUCGGCCAAAAGUCCAAUUCUGGACAGGACAAGCCUCGCAAUCCUCGCCCGAUUGACCACGCCCUCGAUAUACUUGGUGAAGACUCGGAAAUCGAGCUGGACUUCGGUGGCUUUGGGAGACCAGACAGUCCUUCAUCGUCGAUUGCCAGUUCUCAACCCACUGUGGCUUCCGAACCAACUCUUCGAAGCAAAGAUGCUGGCAAGACUUGUAAAGAACGCUCCAACUACGCUUCAUUUGAUUGUGCCGCAACUGUGCUCAAGUCCAACCCUGAAUCCAAGUCCGCCCACGCUGUCUUGAUCGAGAACAAAGAUAGCUAUAUGCUUAACAUCUGCUCGAGUUCUAACAAAUUCUUGAUCGUCGAACUGUGUAAUGACAUCCUUAUCGAUACUAUCGUACUGGCAAACUAUGAAUUCUUCUCUUCGAUCUUCCGCAACUUCAGAGUUUCGGUAUCUGAUCGAUAUCCUGUCAAAGCUGAUCGUUGGAGAGAACUUGGUGUUUUCGAGGCCAGGAACACUCGUUCAGUUCAAGCCUUCUUGGUUGAGCAGCCCUUGAUCUGGGCCAGGUAUCUUCGAAUCGAGUUUCUAACUCAUUACGGCAAUGAAUAUUAUUGUCCGGUCAGUCUUCUCAGAGUACAUGGUACCACAAUGAUGGAAGAGUUUCGCCACCAGGAGGAGCUUGCUCGUGGAGAGAUUAGCGAUGAUUUAGAGGAGUCUGUCAUGCCUGAUACAUUACCGUCUGCUGCUCAGGAACCUCCCCAGAAAGCCCCUCAAGAACCCCUCCACAGUAGAUCUGUCUCUGUCAACUCUAGCUUGAAUGCUUCUGCUGACUCCAGUGCUCAUAUUAAGAGUGUAAAUUCGAGCAUCAAGCAGUCAUCUGUAGCCUCCGACACUCAUCAUAAGCCCAGUACAUCGACUGUGUCUUCAGCUCAUUCCAACCCCACUACUCAGGAAUCUUUCUUCAAGUCUAUCCACAAACGUUUGCAGAUGCUUGAAAGUAACGCUACGCUGUCUCUACAGUAUAUUGAGGAACAGUCCCGCAUUCUGCGUGAUGCUUUCAUCAAAGUUGAGAAACGGCAGAUCAAGAAGACCGAGGCAUUCCUCGAGAACUUGAAUGCAACCGUGUUUGCCGAGCUCCAGGACUUCAAACAACAGUACGACCAGUUGUGGCAGAGCACGGUGAUUGAGCUUGACAACCAUCGAGACCAAUACCAAAGGGAGAUUCACGCCGUCAGCGUUCGCUUGAGCAUUGUCGCUGAUGAGCUGCUAUUCCAGAAGCGGAUGGCUAUAGCUCAGAUGACUGUCUUGAUGGUUUGCCUGGGUCUUGUUUUGUUCGUACGC